CCACCCCACCCCACCCAUCCCCGAUGAUUCAUUUUCUUCACUCCUGGAAGCCCCCGCUUGGCGACCCUGCUGGCUUAACUGCAGGCGCCAGGGCGUCCGGCUGGGAGCUCAGUUCCAGAACCUCAGGGAGUUCCAGGGUUGGGCUCUGCUGCACCCGCUGAUGUAAUAAUGAGGAGAUGGGGGGCUUUCUGGCUCAUGGGAGGGGGGCCUCCUCCUGUCUGGCACAGUUGCCGCCGGCUGAUAGGCACAGACAGGCACAUCGUGUUGAGAGAGGGGAGGCGCUGGACUCCACCCCCGCCAGCCUUAAGCUGCCGUCCUGGCCCCUGCAAGACCCCCAGGAAGUCCUGACUUCCCCCUCCCAGCCCGCCCGGCUUUGCUGGUCCCCAAGCCAGCAUGCCUGCCCUUCUGGAGCCGCUCGCUUGGCCCAGCAGGUCUCCCCCCCCCCUUCCUGGCAUGGAAGCAGCUUGGCACGGGGAGCGGCUGCCCCGGGAGGGCCUAGGCAGAGGGGCUUGGCGCGCAGUCCAGACUAAAAAUAGCUGCAGAGUUCCAGCAGAGAGCUGGGGCUUGCUUCCUGCCCCCGCCCCGCUUGCCACCAUGUCUCGGAGCGCUCUGGGCACGUCCUCCCUGGAGGGGCUUCCUGCUGCUUCUGCCUGGCUGGGCUGGGCCCAGCGGGCCACGGGCCUGCUCCGCUGGCUCUCUGGCCUCCUCGGGGGCCUGUGGAGGCAUUUCCCACCCUCCUGGAAAGGCUCCGGGGGUGCCCCCCCGGGCUCACUGCCCGAGGCCUGGGAGAGCUGCCCUGAGCGGAGGGUCUACAGAGCCGGCGAUGGAGACGCCCAGCUGCUCACUGUCCACACCGACCCCCAUAGCUUCCAGGUGGAUCUGGGCCGGCUGGCAGCAGAGAGUGCCUAUUUCGAGGCCCUCUCCAGAUCGCGCAUGCAGGAGGCCGCGGAGGGGCAGCUGCGCCUGGGCCACGUGCCCUCGGAGGCCUUCCGCGCCAUCCUGGAGUGGGUGUUCGCGGGGCGCUUUGGCCUGGCGGAAGAGGGGCGGCUGCUGGCCGCAGUGCAGGCCGCCAGCUACCUGCUGCUGCCCGGCUUCCUGGAGCGGUGCUGGGUGGCGCUGGGCCCCCUGCUGGGCCCCCACAACUGCCUGUCGGUCUUGCGCUUUGCGGAGGCCACCGGCUGCCCGGAGCUGCAGGCCCAGGUGCACGGGUACCUGAGCGCCCACCUCUUGGAACUGGAGGGGCCCGUCCUGGGCCAGUUAGCCCCUCGGCUGCGGGAGGAGCUGGCCCGGCUGCGGCUGCGGGGCCCGGCCAGACUCUGCCUGCUGCGCAAGGAGAAUGUGCGCGUGCCGCCCCCGGCCCAGCUGGAGCCCCUGCGGGGCCUGUACUGCCGCCCCCUGCCCCCCGAGGAAGGGGCCUGGCGCUGGGCCACCCAGCUGCCCUUCCAGGCGGAGAAGUGGAGCUUCAGCACCGCCCAAGUGCUCAACUACCUCUUCAUCGUGGGCGGCUACCGAGAGGAGCGCGGGACUCGGGGCUUCGUCUUCCGCAUGGCCGCCUUCCGCUACAACCCCCUGACGGGCAGCUGGCAGCCCACGGCCACCCCCAGCAAGCGCCGGCGUCACUUCAGCAUGGCGGUGGUCGAGCACCACAUCUACGCCCUCGGAGGCUGGUACCUGGACUCCCUCCUGGCGCCGGACAGCAGCACGUGCCUGUACACAGCCGUGGAGCGCUACGACCCCUGGAGCGACAGCUGGGCCUUUGUCUCCCCCCUGCCCAUGGGGGACUUCUCCUUCAGCGUCUCCCUGUCCCAUGACUUGCCGCUCUGCACGGCCCACGCCGGCUCCAUCUACGCCCUGGGCAGCGUGCAGCGCACGGGCGAGAAGCUCCUCCUGCGUUACGACGUGGCCACGGACUCGUGGCAGGAGCUUCUGCCCACUCUGACCCACACAGACGCCAGCCUGCGAGGGCUCUACUUCCUGGGAGGCACGGAGCCCCUCUACGUGGUGGGCAGCAGCAGCACCCAGGACACGGCGGUGACCUCCUUCUGCCUGGGCCGCCGGCAGUGGGGGCCCGUGUGCUCCCUGCCCAAGUGCAGCUUGGCCGGGCAGGGCCUGGCUCUGGACGGGGUCCUCUACAUGGCCGCCCCCGACCUGGGGGCCGUGCUGGAGGUGGAGCUGGCCGGGCCGGGCUGCUGCCGCCUGCUGCCGCCACCACCCUUCCCCCUCUUCUACGAGGCCGUCUUCCUCCUCCACUUUCCUCUGGCCGCCAAGUGUGGGGGGGAGCCUGCUGCCCUCUGAGGUCGCCCCCCCACCCUGCCUUCCCUCCUCGAUGGGGGGGGGGUUGCUGCUGCUGCUGCUGCUGUCCUGAAACCUGCUCUGGUCAACAUUGGCCAAGAAGGGGGGGGCUCACCCUGCCCUAACACAGCAGUUCAAUAAAACAACACUCGUAAAGACAGCCUUUGGGG
Molecule: messenger RNA, 2462 nt
Organism: Hemicordylus capensis (graceful crag lizard)
Lineage: Eukaryota; Metazoa; Chordata; Lepidosauria; Squamata; Cordylidae
Product: kelch-like protein 30
Exons: 4
Coding region: 394-2295 (633 amino acids)
Molecular function (GO): protein binding
Source: RefSeq, a predicted model, not a curated record